Messenger RNA from Morus notabilis, 2701 nucleotides. Its product is annotated as O-fucosyltransferase 27. The record is from RefSeq and is a predicted model, not a curated record. Gene Ontology annotation, cellular component: cytoplasm; Golgi apparatus; endosome. NCBI's taxonomy places the organism in Eukaryota, Viridiplantae, Streptophyta, Magnoliopsida, Rosales, Moraceae. The coding region runs from base 183 to 2294 and encodes 703 amino acids. The transcript has 10 exons.
CCCCUCUCUCUCUCUCUCUCUCUCUAACUGUUGGGUUUUGUUUCUGUUUUCUUUAGAAAAAUCUCUCCUACUACAACCAAACUCCCCACUCUCCCCUGUUUCCCCUGCUUCUUAAGUCUUAACACUUGUUGGGGGAGAGAGAAAGAGUUUUUAGAGAGAGAAAGUUGUUCAUAAAGAUACAUAUGCGUACAUAUACACACACACACACAUAUAUAUACAAAGGUUGGAUUGAUUGUCGUUUUCCAUUGGUCUUAAUGAAAGGAGAAGGGAAGAUGGUGUUCAUGUCCAAAAUGAAAUGGGUUGGUUUAGUUGGGCUGUUUCUCUCAGCCAUCUCUCUCUUCGUUCACUUCUUGCUUGCUAGAUUUACGUUCGGGGGCAUUUCAGAGUACCAGUCCACAAUAACGAUCUUCUCUAGACGAUCCUCUAUUGCGCAAGACUUUUCCACGACUAGCCGAUUGUACAAAAGGCUUUGGGGACCAGUAAGGCGGCUUGAAUCCGUACACCCUGAUGCAAAUCCUAGGCAAUACUAUGCUGAUCCAACUUCACAUACAAAUGGAUUUAUCUUUGUCAGGAUACAAGGAGGUUUCCAUGAGAUUCGAAAUUCGAUAUCUGAUGUGGUAGUCGUUGCUCGGUUUCUCAACGCUAGCCUAGUGAUUCCUGAGAUUCUAUCCACCACAAGUAGCAAAGGAAUCAGUUCUCAGUUCAAGAGUUUUGCCUACCUCUACAAUGAGGACGAAUUCAUGGCGACCUUAGCAAAAGAUGUCAUAGUUGUGAAGACCCUCCCUAAACAUCUCAAAGGGGAAAGGAGAAAAAAGAACAUCCCAGUUUUCAAAGUGCCCUUUGCUGCUUCACCAUAUUAUUAUCAGCACCAUGUUCUCCCAGUUCUAAAGAAGCACCUAGUGGUUGAACUAGUUGUAUCUGAGGGUGGAUGCUUGCAGGCGAUCCUUCCACCUGAUCUUGAAGAGUAUCAGAGGUUGAGAUGCCGGGUGGCCUUUCAUGCCCUUCAGUUUCGGCAGGAGGUCCAGGAACUUGCCAACAAGAUUUUACAUAGGCUAAGGGAUCCUGGACUACCAUUUAUUGCGUUUGACCCUGGGAUGACUAGAGAUGCUUUAGCCUAUUAUGGUUGCGCCGAACUCUUCCAGGACGUACACACUGAGCUCAUUCAGCACAAAAGAGCUUGGAUGAUAAAACGCGGGAUUGUUAAAGGGAGGCUUUCGGUGAAUUCAGCUAACAAACGUCUUAAUGGUUCUUGCCCGCUAAUGCCAGAAGAGGUUGGUAUUCUUCUUCGGGCAUACGGAUACUCGUGGGACACUAUCAUAUAUGUUUCUGGGGGAGAAAUAUUUGGUGGCCAAAGGACCUUGAUUCCUCUUCGUGGAAUAUUUGAGAAUGUUGUUGAUAGGACUGCUCUCAGCACCCCUUGGGAGAUCACUCAGCUUUAUGGCCGUGAGGCCAACCUCGAGGACAAUUAUCACCAAUCUCCACCUUCUAUCGAAAAAGAGAUGAAGACUGAAGCGUGGAAAAAUGCAGGCCCACGUCCUCGCCCUCUUCCACCACCUCCAGCACGGCCGAAGUCCUAUAACAUUGAAGGUUGGUGGGGCUGGGUGGCUGAGAGUGACAAUGAGCCUGAAAGUACAGUUAUAGAACUAAGGACCAAUGCACACAAGUUACUAUGGGAAGCCAUUGACUAUGCUAUAUGUGUUGAAGCUGAUGUGUUCAUCCCGGGAUUCGAUCGUGAUGGUAAAGGACACCCCAAUUUUGCAAGCUUGGUGAUGGGUCAUCGGCUUUAUCAAUCGGCUGCAUUGAAAACAUACCGGCCGGACAGAAAAGAAGUUGUUAAGCUUUUGGAAGACAUUCGUGGGCAUUUAUAUCACGCAAACCACACUUGGCUUACAUCGGUUCGCAAGCAUUUGACAAAGACACUAGUUGAUGGAUUACUAGAAGCAUCCAGAAAAUCAAAAUCAAAAUCCUUCAUAUCUCAUCCAGUCCCUGAAUGUACUUGCUUGAAACAUGAUUCUUCCGAAACAACAACUCGAGUUUCAAGUCCUACAACUUCACAACUCCUUGCCUCUCUUGGCGUUGUUCAUCGGUGCCCUGUCUGGAUGGACAGCGACUUGACUUUGCGUUCAAAAGACAAGGAAAAUGAGGAGGAUUUCGACGAGGAUGACUCCACAUUGUCCGGACUGUUUUUCACUCAGGACGACAGAAGUCAUGAGGGUGGUGGAGCUGUAGAAUUGAACAACAAAGAUGAAGCGCAGUUGGAGGAUCAAGAUGAGCUCGAGGGUGGAGAAAGAUGACGAGAAGCUAUAAAUGUCGUGAGUUCCGCUACCUCUCUUCCUUCUUGAGUUUCCGCAAGGCAUCGCUCUGUCAACUCGAUUUCAGCUCAAACAUGAUAAGCUAAUCUAAUGCUUAGUUAGUUCAAUACAUGACUGAGAAGUGACAAUAUUCUCUAAGCUUCGGUUUCUUUUUCUACAAGGAGAAGCUAGUUUAGGCUAGCACAAGGGCCUUGCUCAUCAUCCGCUGGUCGCUCUAAAAUAUGGACUUAAAUUGCUAGUCCUUUGUAAGUAAAACGAUUUAAUUAACUUCCUCCCAAGUCAUAUUGAUGUAACUAACAUAUAUAUAUUUAACGGGAAAAACUUAGGUUCAGAUUUAUGUAACAUUGUCAAGGAAAAACAACGUUAGUGUUCUGACUUGACUCCAUGAU